GAGUCUGAAGUCAAGGAGAAACAUGGGGUCCAGGGCUGAGCUGUGCACUGUCUUAGGCGGACUCUCAUUCCUCCUGCUACUGAUGACGGGCGAGGGGGCCAAGGGUGGAUCCCUCAAAGAGAGUCAGGGGGUCUGCUCCAAGCAGACGCUGGUGGUCCCACUCCGUUACAACGAGUCCUACAGCCAACCCGUAUAUAAGCCCUACUUGACUCUGUGCUCUGGAAGGCGUGUCUGCAGCACCUACAGGACCACGUACCAUGUGGCCUGGCGGGAGGUGAGGAGGGAGGUACAGCAGACCCACGCCGUGUGCUGCCAGGGCUGGAAAAAGCGGCAUCCCGGGGCGCUCACCUGUGAUGAAGCCAUCUGCGCCAAGCCCUGCCAGAACGGAGGCGUCUGCGUUCGGCCAGACCGGUGCGAGUGCGCCCCGGGCUGGGGUGGGAAGCACUGUCACGUGGACGUGGAUGAAUGCAGGACUGGCGUCACUCUCUGCUCGCACGGAUGCUUCAAUACAGCAGGCAGCUUCACCUGCGGCUGCCCCCGGGGCCUGGUGCUGGGCCCGGACGGGCGCACUUGCGCAGAAGGGGGCCCAGAGCCCCCAGAGCCCCCAACCAGUGCCAGCAUCCUCAGCGUGGCCGUUCGGGAGGCUGGACACGAUGAGCGUGCCCUGAGGCGGGAGAUUCGCGAGCUGCGAGGGCGCCUGGAGCGGCUGGAGCAGUGGGCCAGUCAGGCUGGGGCCUGGGUCCGAGCAGUGCUGCCCAUGCCCCCAGAAGAGCUGCAGCCCGAACAGGUGGCAGAGCUGUGGGGCCGAGGCGACAGGAUUGAGUCUCUCAGUGACCAGGUUCUGCUGCUGGAGGAGAGGCUAGGUGCCUGUGAGUCCCCAUGCCCCUCGCUGUGGGGACCCCCAUCUCCCAACAGCUGCCCCCAGCUCUUCCAGACACCUUUUCCCAACUCAGUUUUCUCUUGUCCAAAAUCUCUGCUCCUCCACUCACUCACCCCAUACCUUCCCCAGAUUUCCGCACUUUACCACCCCUUCUCCUGGUCUGUCUCCAACUUGGUGGUUCCACUUAUUGGCUCCUGUGAGGACAACAGCCUGGGCCCAGGCCUCAAUCGGCGGAGCUAAGGAGCCUAUGCAGAGCCCCUGCCCCACUAAUUUAUACAGAAACUGGACCCACUAAUCCUCUGGGAUUGGCCUGCUGGGGAGCUGCAGAUAAGGUAAUCUGCCACUAAAGAGCAAUGAACAAUGGAAACUUUGGAAAGCUGAAGAAAGGAGGAAGGCGGGUUG
Messenger RNA from Balaenoptera acutorostrata (minke whale), 1282 nucleotides. It is a transcript of the gene EGFL8, whose product is annotated as EGF like domain multiple 8. Gene Ontology annotation, cellular component: extracellular region; cell surface. The record is from RefSeq and is a predicted model, not a curated record. Gene Ontology annotation, biological process: anatomical structure development. The transcript has 8 exons. Lineage: Eukaryota; Metazoa; Chordata; Mammalia; Artiodactyla; Balaenopteridae. The coding region runs from base 23 to 1120 and encodes 365 amino acids. Gene Ontology annotation, molecular function: signaling receptor binding; calcium ion binding.